Closterium sp. NIES-65 is the source of this 987-nucleotide messenger RNA. The record is from the annotation of a GenBank genome assembly. NCBI's taxonomy places the organism in Eukaryota, Viridiplantae, Streptophyta, Zygnematophyceae, Desmidiales, Closteriaceae.
AUGCUCUUGACCAAUCACCUUGCGGCCUGGGGUGCUGCUUUUCCCCACCUCCCCUCCUGGUCCCACACUCACUUGUGUCGCCGUGUGUGCCGUGCUCCUCCCUUCGUCCCUCUCUUCCAACAGCACAAGCUCUGGCGGGCAGCGCGGGGGCAUGGGGAGUUGCGCCUACUGGGUGGAGUGGAGGGGGGGACUGCAGCCAAGUGCAAGGGCAACCUCGCGAACUGCUCUCUAAGUGGCUCCAUCCCCUCCACAUUCAGUGCCCUCACCUCCCUCUCUCUCCUCCUUCCCUACCGCACUCUCAACUGCUCUCCCUACCCCAUACACUCCAUCUCCCUCCAAUCGCCCCUCGCACCGUCCCUCUUUCUCUUUCCCUGCCCUCCUCCUCCCACUGUCACCUCCACACCCCCACCCCCCCCCCCCCUCCCCCCACCUUCCUCCUCCCACCAGCGAUCUGAGUCCCAACAGCCUAUGGGGCACCACGCCGCCGUUGUUAGCCUGCUGUCGCAGCUGAGGCGCCUGCACGGCGGUGGCAAUGUGAGGCACGGUGGUGGCAAUGUGAGGCACGGCGGUGGCAAUGUGAGGCACGGCGGUGGCAAUGUGAGGCACGGCGGUGGCAAUGUGAGGCACAGUGGUGGCAAUUACGGUAGUAGUGACAUGGUGACUUGCCGUGGUCUGCUGCGGGGUUCUAUCUGCGGCAUUCUGGACCCCAUCGCUAUGCGCACGGAACGGAGGACAUGCGUGUGCCACACACGUGCCAUAGUGGUGCUGCCUGUUCGCACUGUCAUCACAGCUCCCUGUUGGGUUUGGGUGGCUCGAAUUCCCAUGUCUUGCACGUUGGACUCAGACUAUCAGCCUGCGAACGCCUUCCAAGGCACUCUCUCUCAAGGGCUGAGGAAGCUUCAACAGCUGCAGCACCUGUGGUCGUGCCCCUCCCUCUUAUCUCUCAAGUCUAUCUGCCUUCCCCCCUUUCCACCUGCAGUGACUUGA